Molecule: messenger RNA, 1542 nt
Organism: Glossina fuscipes
Lineage: Eukaryota; Metazoa; Arthropoda; Insecta; Diptera; Glossinidae
Exons: 3
Coding region: 1-1542 (513 amino acids)
Source: RefSeq, a predicted model, not a curated record
AUGACCAGUAGCAAUAUCAACAAAAUUGUGCGCAGCAAUUUGAAUUUAAAGCCGUGGGUGCUUUCAAAAAAUUCUACCGAAAUUGUUAAUGCAUGCAUAAAGAAUAUCUAUCAGCAGAUACCAAACAAUUUCAGGAAUGGUCUUAAACAGACCAAAAUGGCUUCAGUCAGGUUAGAGAACGUGGGUCCGGUUCGUAGCUUUAGGAAUCAGGCACCUAUUACGAUUCCGGAAAUCAAGCCGAAGCCAAUUAAAAAACAAAGGGUCGUCCAAAGACAGGAGAAGCUUCUGAGUCUUUUAGGAACCGCAGAGAAGCACAGUACGCAAAUCAAGAAGAACUCAGUAGCAAACCUUGGGUCAGGCAAGAAAUUGCUUAAAUCGCCAAAUUGCAAGAUAUACGGGUCACGUCGCUUUGGUUCGAGUGCUAGUAGUUCGCAUACAAGCCUCUUUAGGCGGCAUGACGAUCGUCAUAGCCAAAGGCAUUACCCAAUUAAUUAUUUGCUCCGUUCUUUUAAUACUGGUCAAUUUGACAGAACCUUGACCAAGAGUCUGGUAGAGUCGCGCAACCAAAAUGUGGAAGGUCGCUUAGGCUCAGUUCAAGACGCUGAAAAAUUUAGCUCUAUGAUGCUCAACGAUCUCAUGGUGGUUGAUAAAGCAGUUCUACGACGAUUGUCGGCCGGCGCUAAAGCCAAAUCCACGAAAAAGGAAACACAUUUUACAGUUAAAGAUCGUUUAAAUGCGUGGCACCAUCCUCCAAGCAUUGACCAAUUUCGUGACAUUACAUUGAUUGACAAAGCGCUCCAAAAGCGUACAUCCUAUGAUCAAACCGCUUGGGAAAAUAUAUCAGCGGAACAUAGGGCCCUCAUUAAAAAAUCGAUACCGGCCGUACCAUUUCGUCACCCAGCACCACCAAAAGAGUAUUUCACUUCACCUCAUGACCGCAACAACACAGAGUUGCACGAGAAGCAUAGACGGCAACGUAUGAAAAAGUUGGGUCUUAUAGAUAAUUCUCCCCGAUCAUCUAAACAGCGAAUAGAUAAUCCAACCUCAACGAACGCGCUUGAAGAAAGUUCAACUCCGAAACCGCAACCGCAGCACCAAGUUGGUGAAAUUUACAAUGCGGCUAAUUAUGCCAAAGUAGCUUCAGCUGGUAAACCGGGCGGCACCCAUAAUCAACUGGAAUCUUCUUCAGCUCAAUUCGAAGCGACUCGAGAAGCUGUUAAUCGAUCGCGCCGACAACCAUCCGUCAGCCAUUUCCCGGCCGUUAAUACCAAUACUUCUACUGCCAAGCCGUUAGUUGCAUCUCCAGACAAUGUAUCGCCCCCGUCCCCCUUAAGUGCAAUCGCACAUACCCAAAAAGAAGAACUGAUCACAGACGAUAUAGAUCAAGCUGAACAAUGUGAAAAGCCAAAUCUCGCCAUCAAGAGUCCAGCCACACCUUCCAUGUUAACAUCUCCGCUGGCAGCGUCUGUGAACGCUAACCUAAACACUUACGGUUCCUAUCGUUAUAAUCGCUCCAGCUAUUUUCCGCCGACCAAGUACUAA